AUGGCGUUUAACGUCUUUCUGACUGUUCGGACCAAACGGAAUGCCACGGAACUGAGAAAGAUCGAUCUUGCUGCGGUUCUGUUAGCAUUCAUCUUACCUUUCAUCCAAGCUUUCACCUACCUGUUCUGGAGGCCUAACGGCAAGACUGUCUACGGCCCCGCGACACUUUGGUGUUGGAUUGCGAAGGAGUCGGCGAUCAUCCGGCUCGUGGCUUUUUUCGUACCGAUAUGGUGCUUCGUUUCUAUCGCCAUCUUCUUCCUCGCUCUUAGCGGCAAGCAGAUCCUUCGUGUUCGUAAGAGCGUCAAGUCCGCCAAAGCCGAAUCCGCCCUACACAGGGAGGAGCCCGCCCCACGGCCCGACGGUGAUUCUCUGCCACGAGAGCGCCGUUUCUCAAGGCUCGUGCGAGCUUUUACUGGGCCCACUGUCAGUUUAGAACCAGUACAAUCAGUAGCGACAACCGCGAACGGCGAGCAGAGCUCUCAGCUGCCCCCCGUUCAAUUCAAGGGGCUCGGCCCCUUCUCAACACCCGCACUGAUACAACCGUGCGAGGUGCUGGACUUCCAGCGGCAACUAGAAGAAGGUCUCUACCCACAAGAAUCACUAUAUCAAACCUCAACUUCCUCGACACCGUUCGGCACUUGGCACCCCACCUCCCCCACUGGUGCUCUGGACCGCACAUUUUCCGAUCAGCCGAUACUGCAGAACAACGGACAGACUUCCUCGCGAAGGCCGUCCUCCCGCUUCGACAGGAUCCACUGGAAAUACGCAAAAUUUGCUCUUCUGUGCACGCUUGUUUUGUUUGUGACCUGGGUACGUUCCAUCUAUCCCAAAUCUCCCUUUGCCUUGAAGCCGAUGCUACUCGGAAUCUCGUUUUCCUACCUGGAGAAGCCGACGACACUCACCGAGUCGUGGAUUUGGACACUAAUACGAACAACGAUCACAGGUCCCUAUCAGCGUUAA
Molecule: messenger RNA, 960 nt
Organism: Cladophialophora yegresii CBS 114405
Lineage: Eukaryota; Fungi; Ascomycota; Eurotiomycetes; Chaetothyriales; Herpotrichiellaceae
Exons: 2
Coding region: 1-960 (319 amino acids)
Biological process (GO): adenylate cyclase-activating G protein-coupled receptor signaling pathway
Cellular component (GO): plasma membrane
Molecular function (GO): G protein-coupled receptor activity
Source: RefSeq, a predicted model, not a curated record